Molecule: messenger RNA, 775 nt
Organism: Mytilinidion resinicola
Lineage: Eukaryota; Fungi; Ascomycota; Dothideomycetes; Mytilinidiales; Mytilinidiaceae
Exons: 1
Coding region: 260-673 (137 amino acids)
Source: RefSeq, a predicted model, not a curated record
GAAUAGGACACUGGCCGAGGGUACCGAUUUUGUGGAGAGCUUUCUCUUUCCCCUUGUGUGCAGGAGUCUAGAUCGAGUCCAUCAGGUUAUUCCAUCUCUCUCCUCCAUUCUUCAGAGCACGCGAGUUGGUGACGCUUACGCAAGAUCACGGUGCGCAGCCGCUCGACUCUGAAAACGCGUUGUCCUACACAUUAUUUUCGUCUGGGUGGGCUAUCCCAAGCCAGCCGCCACAGGUGCGCGCUUGCCCUUGGCGUUCCAUAUGCUUCCGCCUCCUCUACCAGCUGACUCGCCACGCCCUCCCGUCUCUCCCAAGCCGUCGCUCUGUCGUGGUUCGCACCGCCCGAUCCCCAGGGUGUCACGCCUUUCCGCUGCUCGACCACGUUGGCACGCGUGUACAGUACAAUCGGCGUCGAGGCAUUCUCUUCAAUCUCUGCUCGCGCGCGGUGGGUGCCGGCGCUCACGAGAAGGAGAGGGCGGGCCUCUACUUCGUCCGUUGCGAGGCUGGCUUGCUGGCCACCCCGCGCUCGUACUCUCUCCUCUAAAGCUGUGUCGCCGUCGUCAUGCGGGCCGCUGGAUCUCCAAGGCAGCCAGCAUCGCCGCCCGGCCCGUGCAUGUCGGCGGGCGUGUGCAGGCGGCGGCGACGCGCCUUCUCAGCGGCCCCUUGGGGGUGUAGACAAGACUUCCCUCGCGCUCUCGGUCUUCCUGCUUCGCGAGGCUUGUUUUGCUAGGGCCCACGACAGGGCUGAAGUUAGGCGUGGAGUUUCUUCGCUGAGGG